Messenger RNA from Chelmon rostratus (copperband butterflyfish), 5194 nucleotides. It is a transcript of the gene pygo2, whose product is annotated as pygopus homolog 2 (Drosophila). The record is from RefSeq and is a predicted model, not a curated record. The coding region runs from base 183 to 1958 and encodes 591 amino acids. Lineage: Eukaryota; Metazoa; Chordata; Actinopteri; Chaetodontiformes; Chaetodontidae. The transcript is spliced from 4 exons.
GUCCGGUGGCGAUAGAAGGCCAUGAUAAUUAUGGCGAAAUUUGCGUUUUUGAAUGAAUUAUAGUUGAAUGGUGGAUCAACAAGCAUACACCGAGUGAGGACUGGUUUGCUGGCAAUGACACACCAGAGAGUUUCAAUUUAAAGGACAGCAGAGCAAGCAACGGAGAAAGGUCAUAUUAGCUAAUGGCUGCCGAAUCGGGGAGACUACUGGCGGGACAAGGAAAACGAAGCAAAGCUUCACAGAUGAAGAGCCCGGAGAAGAAGAAGGCGAGGAAAUCCACCACCCAGGCGGCGGGGUUCUCCCACCUCACUGAGUUUGCACCCCCUCCUACUCCCAUGGUGGACCACCUGGUUGCCUCCAACCCCUUUGACGAUGACUUUGGGCCCCCAUCCCGACCGAGUGGGGCAGGUGGACCAGGCAGUGCUCCAUUUCUUCCCAGCCCAGGAGCAGGUGGAGGAGGUGGGUAUGGAGGUGGUGGCCGAAUGGGUGGAGGCAUGGGCUUCAUGGGAGGCCCAGGAGGACCAGGCGGUGGCCAGCCUGGACGAAGGCCACCGUUUGGCCCUCCAUCCAACGCUGGACCUCACCACCAGCUAGGCUUUGGAGGAAUGCCUGGCUUUGGAGGUGGCGGUGGGGGAGGCAGUGGGGGAGGAGGAGGAGGUGGUGGAUUCCCCCCUGGUGGCCCUUCUCAGUUCAACAUGCCACCAAACUUCAGUCCACCCAUGCACCCCGGGCCAGGUUUCAAUCCCAUGUUGUCUCCAGGGGGUAUGGGAGGUCCCGGAGGAGGGGGGCCACCGCACCCUCGUUUUGGCAUGCCCCCACAGCAGCAGCAUGGACAGGGUGGGCACCCAUUUAACAGCCCACCAUUACCUGGUGGUGGAGGCCCCAGAGGGCCCCCUCAUGGCCCCCUGCCUCCAAUGGGAGGAGGCAUGGGUCCUGGGAUGAACAUGAUGGCUGGCAUGGGUGGUGGUCCUGGAGGCAACAUGGUGGGAGGUUUGCCAGGUAUGCCCCCUCAAGGACAGUUCCCUCCCUCACAGGAUGGCCCUUACCCUGGCCCUAGUCCGCCAGGACCAGGCAACGAGGAUGGAAAGAACUUUGGAGGAGGAGGGCCGCCGCCUGGGCCUCAGCAGCAGCAACAACAGCAGCAGCAACAGCUUAACCUAAAUCCCAAUGGCCCCCCUCCUAACAAUACCACUCCAGGCCCUCCUCCUAACUCUGGCCCACCACAGCCAGGUGGAGGCUUCCCUGGCCACCCUGACGUCCAGCAGCCCAACGCCAAUACACCUGGUCAACCUCCCUCAGCACCGCCCCAGCCUAACCCCAACUCUUCUCCCACUGGUCCCCUGAAUGGAUCUGGCCAGCCCCAUCCACCACCCAGUCAGCUACAGCCUCCAAGUAACGCAAACACCCCCAACUCUAAUAACUCUACUCAGCAGCAGCAGCAACAAUCCACUCCACCUAACUCUGCCCCAGGCUCCACCCCUUACAACCAGCAGAACAACACUCCUGGUGCUGGUGGUCCCAUGCCAAAUGCAGCCCCCAAUUCAGGUCAGAACAGCAUGACCAACAACAACGGAGGCAACACUCCAGGCAGCAACCCCAAUCCCCCCUCUAACUCCACCUCCACCCCAAACACCCAGUCUCCCCUGCCGCCCGGCCCUGCCGCCCCCUCAACCGGGCCGGGUUCUGGCCCUGGAAAGCUCGGUGGCCCCGGAAUGGUCUUCCCUUGUGGCCUCUGUAUGGCGGAGGUGCAUGACGAUCAAGAUGCCAUCCUGUGCGAGGCAUCGUGCCAGCGCUGGUUCCACCGUGACUGCACAGGCCUGACAGAGCCAGCGUACGGGCUGCUGACUCGAGAGAGCGCCGCUGUUUGGGCCUGUGACUUCUGCAUCAAGACCAAGGACAUCCAGGCUGUGUUUGUGCGCCAGGGAUUAGGCCAGCUGGUCGCAGCUAAUGAGAGUUGAGGAGUGGAUGACAAAGGAGCAACGUGGAGGUGUGACGCAUAAGGACAAAUACAGACAUUCUUUGCUCUGGUUUAAUUGAAUGACCUGUGUGUCAUGUCAGCUACUUGCCCAGCUUUCUCUUGACUAGCCCUUUACUUGUUCACUACACAGAGAAACACACUCAUUGACAUUCAUGCUUAUAUAUAGCACUUUGAGUGACUCUAGGCAAAUGCUUUUUCCGCCCCCCUGAAAGGAGUCAAAUCAUGAUGAAUGUUAAACUACACAGUCCUUCAGACAUCUAGCCUGCCAACCAGCAAAGCACUGACACCAACACACUACCUCACACACUUUGUGACUGACUGGCACGGGGGCUCCCACACUGACUGACUCUGAUUGACUGGCCACACUCAUGCACCACAUGGGUAGGUUGAUAUUUCAAACCUGCAUAGACACAUAAAUCCACAUUACACAGGGAAAGUAAUGAUGAAAUAUUCCCCUACUGUGUAUUGAUAGAAUGACUCACAGCAUCAACAUUAUUUUUUGAAUUUUUAAUUCUUUUAUUUAGGGGUGGGCGAUAUGACUUCAAAUUUAUAUCACAAUAUUUUGUUUUGUUCUUUGUUUUGUUUUUUACGGUGUCGGUAUUAUAUCACGGUAUUACAAAAAUAAAAGGGAUACUCCACUCAAAACAUGAUUCUACCUCUUUUCACUCUAUUAACAGCAAAAGUUUGCUAAAAAAAGUUUGUUUAUUGGCUCCAAAUAGGAAUGAAAAUGAGGUAUAGGCCUAUGUGUUUUGGGAGGAGUAGCCUGCUCCGUAUUGUGGGUUAAUUAGUAAAUGUAAUGUGAUUCAUUCUCAGAGUUAGACAAGGGGUAGGAUUAGGCAUGUCAACAGCAUUUAUUUGACAGCAAACCCAAAGUAAAUAAGUAUAACAGUCAGUUUACCACAGGGCAUGUCUAUAAAGUGUAUUUACAUAUGGCAGCAACAGACACACAUAACACCAUGGCACGCAGCACAGGAGGCUUUCCUGUAACAACGGAACCAGCUGAGCUUGCGUUGCAGUAUGAAGUGGGGAGAUAAUGUCAGGUUAUGCAAGACUGCACAAAACGCAACUUUCCCACAUCCACCCUACGAUUCUGCUUAUUUAAUUGCCUUCAAAAGAGGCUUAACAUUCACACAGGUCGCAAACAUUGCUCCAGCAUGUGGGUCUACAGUAGGUGCUACUAGCCACGGAACAUGCUAACGCUAAAUUCAACAGGCUAACCAGCAAGAGAAACAGUGAAGCGACAUAAAAAUGGCAAAACUCAUAGGUUGUUGUAGCUGCAAAGUAACAGUUUGCAGCUGGUAUUGAUCCAUCCUUGAGCUUCAGUUUUAAAGUUAUUUCUGCCUUGUAUUGGUCCUCAAAGCAGUGCACAGCAAAAAGAUUAGCACACACCUAUAGCAUGGUAUAUAAGUAUAUAUUCGAGUUGUUGUGUGGACAUUUCUAUCAUGUCAGUGUACUGGGUCUUCUUCAGAUGGUGGGAGUAGAUGCAGACUUUUAUGUUGGAUCUUGCAGCCAGCAUCAGCGAGAUAAGUGUUCGUUGCUCAUAAUAUUACCUUCCACGUCUUCGUGUUACCAGAUUCUGCGUUAAAGCGAGGAAAACAGUUACUAGAUAUAACUCCAGUUCUGAAUACGCGCAUAGCCCUCUGCAUGUUAUUGCUGCCACAGUUAAUCACAGUAUUUUCUCUAAAACAUUUGUCACGGUAAUGACCAUAUUGAGAAAUUAAUGUGGCAAAGCAUGACGUCGGUGACGAAACAGGUAUACCGCCCACCCCUGUUUUUGAUUAAAACAGACAUGAUGUAUCAAAUCUUUAAAAUUGAAAAAAAAAAAAAAAGAUUGAAAGAAUUCCUGAAAAUUAAAAAGGGCCUUAGGUUUAACUUAUUAAUGGAGCCACAGCUUUAUUUGUCAUCAAAAUGCUUUAUUCUGGCACUGCCCUGUCACAUUUCUCACCUUUUUAAUGCAAGCAGGAGAAAUAUAAUGGAAAAAUACAUCAGUAUAUUGCAGUACAACAUCUCAAGCAUUGAAACAUAUAUCAUUGGUGAAAAAAAGUUUUUUUUUUGUCAAUUCCUGCACCUGCACACAUGCAUACAUACACACACACACACUUUGACUCUGUACUCCUUCUGUCUGUCAUUUUGUACAAGUGCUGAUUAAUCCAAAGGGAGACCCACGCCGAGAUUUCAUCCACGCCUCACAGAGAGGAUUUUACCACCAAAAUAGUUGUAAAUAUUAGGACAAAACAUUUGUCUGGAACUCCCAUCAGUUGCAAACAUGCUGGAGAGUUGACCAAUGAACAAAAUAAUAAGGUGAACAUAUGUGUCUUGGUUGUGUACAGUAUGACGUUUUGUUUUUUAUACAGUACAUUUGAGUCAGCCGUUUCUUUUUAUCUCUGCAGUACACAUGAAUUGUGAAAUCAGUGCUUUUGGAUGGUGUUGGCAUAGCAAGUAGUGACAUCAUGUCAUAUCAGAUGUGCAUAGUCCUUUAAAAAAAAAAAAAAACAGGGGAGGGGGGUGCAUGUGAACCAAUGCAGUAACUGAUCUGUUUGUUUAUAUUCUGGCCUCUGCAUCGCAAGAAGCCUUGAAGUAGACCAAAUAACUUAAGAGCGAAAAAUACCCACUUUUCACAUUUCUGUCGCGGUAUAAGGUGUUUAUAACUAUUCUUCCUUCUCUUCCUUAUUUUUCUUUAUUCAAUGUCCAAGUUGCCUUUCUGUUCUUGCUCUAUCAGCUGUUCCUUUUUGAUUUUGUACUGGUAUUUGUGCUGUGCUCUUGCUCUGCUCUGGCGCCUCCUGGCGGAAGCCGGAGGAACCGGUGAGUCCCACACCUGGUGGAGAAGGGAAAGGUACUGAACUCUGAAGUAAAGAAAGAAUUUUUUUUGUACUUGUCCAUGUCUGUUUUUAUUCACAUUUUUUAAUUUGUUUGCUAAUUGUUGUAUUAAAAUGAGGGUUGGAAAACCCAGUGAAACCAAUAAUGUAAUUUCUGUGUCAUAAUGCUCAGUUACAGUACCUUCUUUGAAUUAACAGACCAUGGUGUUAAAUCAUCAGUGAUUUGCUUAAAGAUUUUCUUCUCAGUAAGCAGUGAAAUUCAUUUGAAAAAAAUAUUUUGCAACAGUUAUUUUGUGAAGCUUUUAUCAGAGUGAUGAUUCUCAAUCCUAUUGUUGAUUUGCAAAAAAAAAAACAAUGCAAUUUCAUGGGUCUGUAAAUUCAGAAUUUCAUUGGGAUUUUC